Messenger RNA from Epinephelus lanceolatus (giant grouper), 2821 nucleotides. It is a transcript of the gene golga5, whose product is annotated as golgin A5. Gene Ontology annotation, cellular component: Golgi cisterna; Golgi membrane. Gene Ontology annotation, biological process: retrograde transport, vesicle recycling within Golgi; Golgi organization. The record is from RefSeq and is a predicted model, not a curated record. NCBI's taxonomy places the organism in Eukaryota, Metazoa, Chordata, Actinopteri, Perciformes, Serranidae.
CUCGCUCGGCAGCGCUUCCUGGUCCACGUAUGAGAAGAUCACCAAUAUCCUCUUUGACAUAUAAUGACAUUUGGCCGUGUUUAUUUAAACGGUUUUUCUCGUUCAUGCCCACAAGUGAAACCCCGGCGGUAGCCAUAUGACCUGAGACAUUUUGAGACUUGGACGUCGCUUCAAACGGACCCAAAAUGUCUUGGUUUGCUGACUUGGCUGGGAAAGCUGAAGACUUCCUGAAUAAAGUGGACCAGGGAGCUGCCACCGCCCUGACCAAAAAACAGGAGAGAACAACCUCCUUUUCGUCACCUUUUGAAGUAGAAUCAACUGCCAAACCUGAAUACAACACUGCAGGGUACAAGGCCCAUGCAGCUGGGACUCAUCAUGCCUAUGCACCCUCUGAUGAUGCACAGAGCUACAUCUCUGCAGCAGCUGGCAACAUCAAGAGAUCCAGUGCAACCCUGCUGGCCGGCACUGCCAACAUUCCCAGUACCUCCUCCGGUUCUGGCAGCAGCGCUCCCAACUCUGCCAAGGUGUCAUCUGGCUUUGUGAGGCCCAAAAAGAGCGAGCAGAAUGUAGACGAUGACUUGCUCUUUGACUUUCUGAACAGCUCGGAGCCUCCAGUCAGCAAUAGGAGGGAUUCGAGAAGAGAGCUUGUGAAAGUGGCAGUUCCGGUUACUGAGGCCCAAAACCCAACACCUCCUCCUUCCUCGAUUCCUCAUACCAUCCCAUCGGCCCCUUCGACGCCCCCCUCAACCCGGGGUGUAUCCAGGGCCUCAAGCAUGAGCUCACUGUCUGCUCACAGCCUCAAAACAUCAGAGGAGAGCUCUGCAAAAGAACCAAGCCAAGACACACCUGAGAGUUCAGACUCAGGCUUGGCUGUCCCUCAAGAGUCCAUCAGGCAGGAGCUUCCUCCUCCUCCUGCUGCUCCUCCCACAGAGGAGCCGCAGAGCCAGAUCCUGUCCAGCCUGCGUCUGGAGAAUCAGCUGCUGCGCAGUGAGGUGGCCUCCCUCAACCAGGAGAUGGCUUCAGUCAUCCAGAGGGCAAAAGACUUACAAGAUGAAUUGAACCAGUCUCGCAUGCGUGCAGACAAAUGGAACUCUGAGCAGUCUCAGACUAACCGGAUGGUACGGGAACUUCGGUCAAAGGUUGAUGACCUAACAGAAGCCCUCUCAGCCAAAGACGGUCAACUUGCAGUCCUAAAAAUCAGACUCGAUGAAGCUGAUCAGAUGUUGAAGUCUCGCAAUGCUGCAUUAGAGGAGGCACAGAAGGAACAGUCAAGAAUUAUGCAGGACCACACAGAAGGAAGCAGCCUGCACUCCAAAGCUCUUGAAACGAUACAGGAGAGGCUGCGAGAGGCUGAACUGGGCCUCAGGAGGGAACAGGACAGCUACCGGCAGAUGCAGAGUGAGUACGCUGGCCGCUUGUCCAAAGUGGAGGCUGAGAGGCAGACCCUCGCAGAGACGGUGACCGCAGCAGAGCGGCGAGCUGCAGAGGAGAAGCUUAAGGUCGACGACGUCCAACAGCAACUGAAAAGUGCCAAAGCUGCAGCUGAGUCUGCCAAACAGGAGUUACAAGACUACAAGCACAAAGCUUCACGCAUCCUACAAUCCAAAGAGAAGCUGAUCAGCAGUCUGAAGGAGGGGUCUGGUCUGGAGACUGUGGACGGCAGCGGGGCCGUGGCUCUGGAGCUGGAGGACCUGCGUCACGAGAAGGAGCUGCAAAAGGAGGACAUCCAAAAACUGCAGGGGCAAGUGCACACGCUUCGAAUAGAGAUACAGGAUCUGGAGAAUCAGGCUCUGACAGAGGCGGAGACAUGGCGGGAGCAGCAGCAGCAUCUGGAGGAGCAACUGGCCUUACAGAACAGAGCUAAGCAGGAGGUGGAGGCUGAGGUCGAGCGCUACAAACAGGAGCUGCAGUAUCUAGAGGAAGAGCAACAUCGAGCUAAAAGCACCCUGCAGAGCAGAAUCAAGGACAGAGAAGACGAAAUCCAGAAACUCAGGAACCAGUUGACCAACAAGACCCUCAGCAGCAGCAGCCAAACAGAGCUGGAGAAUCGUCUCCACCAACUGACGGAGACGCUGAUCCAGAAGCAGACGAUGCUGGAGGCUUUGGGCACAGAGAAAAGCUCCCUGGUCUUCCAGCUGGAGCGUCUGGAGCAGCAGCUGAAGAACACUCAGGGAGGACAGAGCGGAGGGCCGACCAUCAACAUGAGCGGUCUGGAGGGACCAGGGGCACGACAAAGAAACGCACCAGUACUUUUCAGUGAUCAGGAGAGCCCGGGAAUGUACGGCAAAGUACGCAAGGCAGCCAGUACCAUCGACCGUUUCAGCAUCAGACUGGGCAUCUUCUUGAGGCGCUACCCUAUUGCCAGAGUUUUUGUUAUCCUGUACAUGGCGGCACUGCACCUGUGGGUCAUGAUUGUACUCUUGACUUACACACCAGAAAUGCACCGUGAGCAUCCUGAUGGAAAGCUCGGAUGUUAAAAGAUGUUUGUUCUAUGGCCUUCAGUGUAAGGAUGGGCCAAGCUGCUGACACAUGGGCUCUGGGUCCUGAUUCUCCUUGUUUUGCACAGAAAUGCUAUGAAAUAAAAGACAUUUCCUCUGAUUUAUUCUUUAUUUUUUACAGCUGCAGGUUGGUAACUGAGCUCAGUUGAGUUUUAAAGUAAUGACAGAGUGAUAUAUUGUAUUUGUCUGCUGAAAGGACGUUAAAUCAAACUGAUCUCACGUAUGUUUCUUCUCAUCUGCUUUCAGACCUCUGGUCUCUUGAGAGAUUGUAUUUAACACUAUGUAAAAAAAGAAUCUUUUAAUAAAUGAGUUAGAAGAAACAA